This is a messenger RNA of Eufriesea mexicana, 3094 nucleotides long. It is a transcript of the gene Orp8, whose product is annotated as Oxysterol-binding protein-related protein 8. Lineage: Eukaryota; Metazoa; Arthropoda; Insecta; Hymenoptera; Apidae. Gene Ontology annotation, cellular component: cortical endoplasmic reticulum; membrane; cytosol. Bases 127 to 2862 code for a protein of 911 amino acids. Gene Ontology annotation, molecular function: cholesterol binding. The transcript has 17 exons. The record is from RefSeq and is a predicted model, not a curated record.
GUGUAUUUGAUUUAGUUUAAAUAUUUGAUUUGUAACUCACAAGUUAAAUAAUUUUAUUAUAUUUUAUAGAAAAACGAUUUCUAUAUUAUUUAUUUUAUUUGUGAAACGUAACAUGUGAAGAUACACAUGGGCAUCAAUAAAUUGCGAUCCAUAAUGAUUUCCCAACCAAUUGUGGUACCUGGGGGUGAACAUCGAUCACAAUCAGAAACUCAUUCUAUGUCUGUUGGAAGUACUUCUGAUUCCUUUAAAACUAUGACACCACCAAAUGUAAGCAGAUCACUUAGUAAUCAACCAGUGGAUCAACAACUUCGACGAAGCAGUGUUCAAGUUCAGUCUGCAACAUUAUCUAAACUUCCAUCAACAGAGUCCUUAUCAACAAGUGUAAAUUUUGCAACUGCUGCACCUCCACUAUCUCCAGGACUAUCUACAAUGGGUGAAGCAAAUCAAAAGAUAGAUAAUGCAUCUGAUAAGUCUUUAGAUUCUUGUAAGUUAACAAGAAAAGAAUCAUAUAAGGCUCAAAGAAAAAAUUACCGAAUGGAAAAGAAAAGAGUUGCCAAUGAACUUUUAAGUUCAUUUAAGGAUCCAACUGUUAUUGUGAUGAGUGAUUGGCUUAAAGUUCGUGGCACAUUAAAAAGUUGGACAAAGCUAUGGUGUAUUCUGAAGCCUGGUUUGCUACUGCUAUACAAAAGUCCAAAAACAAAAAGCAAUCAUUGGGUAGGAACAGUUUUACUUAAUACGUGUCAAGUAAUAGAACGCCCAAGCAAGAAAGAUGGAUUUUGUUUUAAAUUGUUUCAUCCUCUGGAACAAUCAAUAUGGGCUCCAAGGGGUCCAGAGAAAGAAGCCAUUGGUGCUGUUGUACAACCUUUGCCAACAUCUUAUUUAAUAUUUAGAGCACCUUCACAGGCAGCUGGUAAAUGUUGGUUGGAUGCACUUGAAUUAUCUUUACGUUGUUCUUCAUUAAUAGUACGUUCAACAAGUGCAUUGCCACGUGCUCUACCUCAUGAUACUACAACGACUCAUGAAACUCAAUGGAGUGAAGCAGAUUAUGAAAAACACUUUGAUGAACAUGUAGUAAUGCUAGAUCCUAUGCACUCCUCACAUACAGACCUGGAUGACAUUAGCCAGCCGGAGAACGGUGUAACAGCCGAUGUAGAGAUCAGUGCUUCGGAUAGUGAAUCUGAAGGUUCUGCUAAAGAAGAUCAACAAGAAGUUAUUAACGAAACUCCAUAUACCGCGAAUGAACAAGAAGUUCUUGGAGCGGCGGGAGAAGUAGUCACAGAAUUACAAGAAGAACAAAAAUCUUUAAUAUGGUGUUUGAUGAAACAGGUUCGACCAGGCAUGGAUUUAUCAAAGGUAGUCUUACCGACCUUUAUUUUAGAACCUCGUUCGUUCCUAGAAAAGUUGGCUGAUUCUUAUUACCAUGCAGAUUUAUUAUCACAAGCAGUAAUAGAAGAUGAUGCAUUCACACGUAUGAAAGGAGUUGUUAAGUGGUAUUUAUCUGGAUUCUAUAAAAAGCCUCAGGGUUUGAAGAAACCAUACAAUCCACUUUUAGGUGAAACUUUUCGUUGUUAUUGGCAACACUCUAAUGGUUCAAGGACUUUUUAUAUAGCUGAACAACUAUCUCAUCAUCCACCUAUAUCUGGGUUUUAUGUUACAAAUCGCCAAGAUGGAUUUACUAUUAGUGCUACAAUUAUUGCUAAAUCUAAAUUUUACGGAAAUUCAACAUCAGCAAUUCUAGAUGGUGUUGCAAUAUUGACAAUGUUACCCAGAGGAGAAGAUUAUACAAUGACAAUACCCUAUGCCCAUUGUAAAGGAAUUCUUAUGGGAACAUUAUCUAUGGAAUUAGGUGGAAAAGUUCAUAUAAAUUGCGAAAAAACAGGUUAUCAUACUCAACUAGAAUUUAAACUCAAGCCAUUCCUUGGAGGUGCUGAACAAAUGAAUCAAGUUACAGGAGGAAUACGUCUAGGAAAAGAAACUCUUGCUACUAUAUCAGGGUAUUGGGAUGGUCAAAUACUAAUAACAGAUAAAAGAACAGGGCAAGAAAGUGUACUUUUCAAUCCUACUUCAGAGGUACGUAAGAAAAGAUUGAAAAAAUACACUGUACCUCUAGAAUACCAAGGUUUAUGGGAAAGCGAGAAAUUAUGGUAUGAUGUUACCCAAGCAAUCAAUAGAGAUGAUCAAGUUACUGCCACUGAAGCAAAACGUCAGUUAGAAGAAGCACAGAGAGAACGAGCUAAAGAACGAAAACUUAAAGCACAAGAAUGGGUUCCAAAGAAUUUUGUUCAGGAUAUCAUAACGGGUAAUUGGGUUUAUCGACAUGCAGAUGUUCGACCAUGGGAUCCUAGAAAUGAUGUUGUGCAAUACGAACAAGAUUAUAUAGUGCGUACAAAAACUAGACACAAAACACCGAUUAUGCGUACUGGAAGCAUCGUUUCCACUGAACCACAGUCCCAGGUUCCACUUCUUCAAGCUGAAUCACGUUCUUCACUCUCUGUAUUAAAAUCUUCCAAAAGACAAUUGUCUAAUAAUUUACCAUUAGCAGAGACUGCUCAUGAUUCUGGCAGUUCCUCUGCAGAAGUACAUUCAGAUUCUAGUCAGUCAGUAAGCAAACGGAAACGUUCUACUGCAAGGAUAAUAGAUGUUAUUAAAGAUGUAGAAAGACAGAUGAUAGAAUAUGGUGAUAAACUUAAUCAUGUACAACAUAUAUUAGAACAACUUGUUAUAAAACAAAGAGAACAAAGUGAUCAACACCAUAGUAUAAUUAUGUUGAAAAACUUCAUAGAUACAAUUCUUGUUAUUAUAAUAGUUUUUUCUGUACAAUACUUUGUAAAAAUAUGGACAGAUGAAACUAGCGGUGACUGAAGAUCGUACUAAUAAGAUCGUAGUAUAAAUUGUAUAUAUUACUUAUCUUGUCCCAAUUUUGAUCAUCAGCUUUUAUGUAAAAAAAAAAGCUUCGAAAGCAAACAUCCUAAAAUUUGCAGCACUUAAUUAACACGUGUUCUUGGUGGUGGUAAUAAAGGAUGUUGUUUUUAAUAGAGGAUCGUUACAGAAUAGAUUAAAACAAUUCAGAGGUAUUAAAAAUUCAUUGAGGUAA